GUAGUUGGAUCGAACUACUUAAUAAGUGAAGACGUGCUAAAUAGAAGGAAUCAAACGAACGAACCAUAGCAUCGAGUCGCGGCUCUCUUUGUUCCAAUUAUUUUUUUGUCAUUUACGCGGCGGGACAUUUUAUUUUGAUUUUUUUAGGAGAUUUCGUCAAACAAAUAAAAAAGAAAUCGGUGCUCUGUGAUAAUUAUCGAAAAAUUUGUGCCAUUGCUUGAGAUUGAUUUUUGUCUUUGUAGUUAAUUUUUUUUAUUGGAAUUUUUCGCAUUUUCAAAACAAAAAAACCACUCGCUCGUCAGAAGAAUAAAACGGAAAAAAAAUCAACGAAACGAAACACAUAGGCAACGAGGUCGCAUUCAACAAAUAACGGCAAACAUGUUGUUACGUGCUCAUAAAAGUGGAUUUUUAUUAAUUUUGGCAUUUUGUUCGUUUGAAAGAAUAUCAUCUUCGCCACAGAGGAAUCUAAGGCAAAAUGCAGCCGCUAGCGAUGCAACGCUGCAAUUGGCAACGAAUCAAACGAGCGUCGCGACAAGACAGUUGACGCGUUUGACUGAAAGCUAUCUGCCGGCUGUCAUGCAGACCAUCGCUUAUCACAUUGAACUUCUGCAGUAUGAACCGGUAUUUUCGACAACAAUUGAACCACCAUUCUCGGGACCGUCAACAACACCGCCAACAUUCCCGAACUUGCCAACUUCAAGCUCACCGCAUCCGCCAGUCCAACAACCGGUUACAUGGUGGACCCCACCCAAUACAACGUGGUGGAGCCCACCCAGCACAACGACAAUGACAACGAAACCAACCACCACUUCAUGGUGGUCCACAACUACUCAAAAGCCAACGACCACUUCGUGGUGGAAUCGUCCUCAAAGCUCAAUAACCCAAAAACCAUCGUAUUCAUGGAUUUAUCCAAUUACUACAACUACUCAGAAACCGACAACGACCUCUUGGUGGGACGCUCAAACCAGUACAACGACUCAAAAGCCAACCACUAGCUCAUGGUGGAAUCCUCCAAGCCCAACUACACAAAAACCAUCGUACUUGUGGACUUUUCCUACAACAACAACUCAGAAGCCGACAACGACCUCUUGGUGGAACACUCAAACCACUACAACGACUCAAAAGCCAACCACUACUUCAUGGUGGAACCAUCCAACAACCCAAAAACCAGCAUAUUCUUGGAGUUUUACACAAUCACCGCCAACUUCAUCCUGGUUUUCAACUACAACUCAAAAACCCACGACUACAUCGUGGUGGAAUGCACAAAGUACAACAACAACAACCAAAAAAUCUUCGUACUUAUGGACCUUCUCAUCUUGGCAAUCGACCACCACUAGAAAACCAUGGCAAUCACCAAUUCCAUUUGAUGAUUCAUCAACGGUGACAACGACAACUCCUCGCCCAUCAACAACAACACCAUCUUGGUGGCAUGCAGAAACGACAUCAUUCCACAAGCCAGGCUACUUUGCACCCGAUCGAGUGAAUGAAUUCGCACAUCCAGUCAGUAAUCGUCCAAUUAGCAACGGAAAUAAAAAACCGGCUUCGUGGAAACCACUUCAGCCGCAAACUGGCGAUUUGUCAUUUUUGAGCAUAUCGAAUUUCCCGUUCUUCUCACACUUCGUGCAGCCAAUUUCAAAAUCAUUCGUACGAAAACCGGAAUAUGAGUAUUUGCAUCAAUAUCCAGCUGAAUUAUUGCAAGACAUCGAAAAUGAAGCGUACGAACGGCCAAAAGGAAACGAUCAAGAGGUUGUCAACGAAUUUCGGCGUGUUUAUGAUGAUUUCUUUGCACGUGUUCGUGUCUUCUCACCGAUUACGGGUAAAAAGCGAGUGCCACCGACCCGGCCCUAUGUUCUGUUUUUGAUCUUCUACGAUUUGUGCAAGCGUGAGGCCAAACGAUUGAAUUUACAAGAAUUUGCGGGCUACAGUGAAACCAUGUUGCAAAAGCUGCAUGAAACAUCAAAAUAUUCUUCGGAACGGCAAUUGUACACAAUUAUGAGUGCGAUGCGAGACCAAAACCAAGUCAUAGCGCCAGAUUUCAAUACAAAAUUAAAUGAAAUUUUGGACGAUCUUUCCAAUCCAAACAGUGUGACCGCGAUGGCACUACACAUUUUACCUCCACUGAAAUUCGAGCCAUAGUUUUAUCGAUUAACAGUCAAAUAGAGUAAAACAAAAGAGAAGAGAGUAAAUCGAUUUUAUAGAUUUAAGGAAAUUUUGUAACUAAAUACCCUUCUCCCCCAAUUUCAAUUUGAACAAUCCAUAGUUCUCAAAGAAUUUGAAUCAAUCCAAUGCUCGUGUGUCCGUUUCGUGUGUUGUGAGAUAGGUAAACAGCUCUGGUAAUUCAACAACGAAUUUAAAUAAUUAAUAAAAUUAGAUUUAGGAAAACAAAA
This is a messenger RNA of Sitodiplosis mosellana (orange wheat blossom midge), 2387 nucleotides long. Its product is annotated as mucin-2-like. Bases 379 to 2136 code for a protein of 585 amino acids. The record is from RefSeq and is a predicted model, not a curated record. NCBI's taxonomy places the organism in Eukaryota, Metazoa, Arthropoda, Insecta, Diptera, Cecidomyiidae. The transcript is spliced from 5 exons.